This is a messenger RNA of Clonostachys rhizophaga, 627 nucleotides long. The record is from the annotation of a GenBank genome assembly. Lineage: Eukaryota; Fungi; Ascomycota; Sordariomycetes; Hypocreales; Bionectriaceae.
AUGUCGCACAAGACUCAAGAACCCGUCAUCACCAAGAUCUCCGACCUCCCACUUGAGGAGGCCAGGUGGGUGACCCUCAAGAAGAUCGACUACGUGGACCAGGUCGGCAAGGCGCGAUCCUGGGAGGUCGCGCAGCGCAAGACGAGGGGCAAGUCCGGCGUGGACGCCGUGGCCAUGGGCAACAUCCUCCUGCACCCGUCCAGGCCCGCCUCGACCCUGCUUGUCAUCCAGUACCGCCCGCCCCUGGACUCCUACACGGUCGAGUGGCCGGCGGGGCUCAUCGACGCCGAGGAGACGGCCGAGCAGGCGGCCGUGCGCGAGUUCAAGGAGGAGACGGGCUACGACUGCGUGGUCAAGAGCGUCAGCCCGGCCCAGUCGGCCGACCCGGGCAUGACGAAUGCGAACAUGCAACUCGUCAUGGUGGAGGUGCAGCUGGGCGAGGGGGACGAGGAGCCCGAGCAGCGGCUGGAGGAUGGGGAGCACAUACAGAGGGUGAUUGUUCCGAUAGCGGAGCUGUACGAGCGGCUUGUUGAGUACUCCAAGCAGGAGCGGAUGGUGGUUGCGGCGAAGCUGUUCCACUUUGCGGCUGGGAUGGAGUUUGCCAGGACUCAGACUUACUUUAAAUAA